CACUACGAAGGAUUUUGGAAACUCUGAAAAGGAGACAACAACUAUUGAGACCCUGACCUGAAAAAAAGACUCAAGCUUCGACUCUCUCUGCCUGGCAUUACGCCGUAGCUGUGCCUCCGUUGGUUUGGGAGAUGUGGCUGUGCCGUAGGGAUUAAUGCGGGGCACAGCAGGGACCUUGGCCGUGGUGUCGUCCAACUCGGAGCUUGCGACUGCAGCUCUCCCAUCCCUCAACGACAACAACCGCUUUGUAACCAACCUUGCCGUCUCUUUUGCGCAUCGCUUGUCAGUUUUGCUACAGGCGCGCUGCAGAUACAUCCUUACGAAACCCCCAAAAACGACCCGAAUUCACUAAUCGCGAUGGGCGACCCGCGGGAUCCGUCAUCGUACCGGGUGACGCCGAGGAUCCGCUACAACACUGUCGGUGGUGUCAACGGGCCCCUCGUCAUCCUCGACAAUGUCAAAAACCCGCGAUACAAUGAGAUUGUCACCCUCACACUUCCCGACGGGACCCAGCGAUCCGGCCAAGUCUUGGAGACCCGAGGAAGCCGGGCCGUCGUCCAGGUCUUCGAGGGCACUUCGGGCGUCGAUGUAAAGAAGACUCGUGUUGAAUUCACCGGGGAGAGCUUGAAGCUCGGCGUGUCGGAAGACAUGUUGGGGCGCAUCUUCGACGGCUCGGGUCGUGCGAUCGACAAGGGCCCCAAGGUGCUGGCUGAGGAGUUCUUGGAUAUCAACGGCAGCCCCAUCAACCCCUACUCCCGAGUUUACCCCGAGGAGAUGAUUUCGACCGGUAUCUCGGCCAUCGAUACGAUGAACUCGAUUGCGCGCGGCCAAAAGAUCCCUAUCUUCUCCGCUGCCGGUCUCCCGCACAACGAAAUCGCCGCUCAGAUUUGCCGGCAGGCCGGUUUGGUGCAGCGCCAGGGCGUCACAAACAAGGGUGUCCACGAUGGCCACGAGGAGAACUUCUCGAUCGUCUUCGCAGCCAUGGGUGUCAACUUGGAGACGGCCCGUUUCUUCACCCGCGACUUCGAAGAAAACGGCAGUUUGGAGCGCACUACCUUGUUCCUCAACCUUGCCAAUGACCCGACUAUCGAGCGUAUCAUCACGCCGCGCCUUGCCCUGACGACCGCCGAGUACUACGCCUACCAGCUCGAGAAGCACGUCUUGGUCAUUCUCACCGAUCUGUCUUCGUACUGUGACGCCCUCCGCGAGGUGUCGUCCGCCCGCGAGGAAGUCCCCGGUCGCCGCGGUUUCCCAGGUUACAUGUACACGGAUUUGUCCACCAUCUACGAACGUGCCGGUCGUGUGGAGGGCCGGAACGGCUCUAUCACGCAGAUCCCCAUUCUGACCAUGCCCAACGAGGACAUUACACACCCUAUUCCCGACUUGACGGGCUACAUUACCGAGGGCCAGAUUUUCGUCGACCGUGGUCUGUACAACCGCGGCAUCUACCCUCCCAUCAACGUGUUGCCGUCGCUGUCCCGUCUCAUGAAGUCGGCCAUCGGCGAAGGCAUGACCCGCAAGGACCACGGUGACGUGUCCAACCAGUUGUACGCCAAGUACGCCAUCGGCCGUGACGCAGCGGCCAUGAAGGCCGUCGUCGGUGAAGAGGCGCUGUCGGCCGAAGACAAGCUCUCGCUCGAGUUCCUCGACAAGUUUGAGCGCACCUUCAUCAGCCAGAGUCCGUACGAGUCGCGGACGAUCUUCGAGUCGCUCGAUCUGGCGUGGAGCCUGCUGCGCAUCUACCGCAAGGACAUGCUGAACCGUAUCCCCGCCAAGGUUCUCAGCGAGUUCUACCAGCGGUCGUCGGCGGACCGCAAGGGCAAGGGCAAGGCAACGACCAAGGACACCAGGGACACGGCGGCGCCCGAGGAGGAGAACCUUAUCGAUGCAUGAGCACGGGCGAGUUGGGACUUGGUCAUGAGCAAGCGAUGCAUAUAUACGUAAUGCGUGCGGGUUCGCUCUGGACGGGGGACUUGAUUUGCAUUGUAAAUGAUAGGCUGGGGCGGUGGUUGGCGAGUUCGUAGAUUGGAAUUUGACGAGUGUUUGGUUCUUAG
Molecule: messenger RNA, 2054 nt
Organism: Chaetomium fimeti
Lineage: Eukaryota; Fungi; Ascomycota; Sordariomycetes; Sordariales; Chaetomiaceae
Product: P-loop containing nucleoside triphosphate hydrolase protein
Exons: 7
Coding region: 358-1893 (511 amino acids)
Biological process (GO): proton transmembrane transport; vacuolar acidification; ATP metabolic process
Cellular component (GO): proton-transporting V-type ATPase, V1 domain
Molecular function (GO): proton-transporting ATPase activity, rotational mechanism; ATP binding
Source: RefSeq, a predicted model, not a curated record